Molecule: messenger RNA, 1890 nt
Organism: Fibroporia radiculosa
Lineage: Eukaryota; Fungi; Basidiomycota; Agaricomycetes; Polyporales; Fibroporiaceae
Exons: 7
Coding region: 1-1890 (629 amino acids)
Biological process (GO): copper ion import; iron ion transport; intracellular iron ion homeostasis
Cellular component (GO): plasma membrane
Molecular function (GO): ferric-chelate reductase activity
Source: RefSeq, a predicted model, not a curated record
AUGUAUUCACUUUUCUCGAGGGCUGUCAAGGCGGCCACUUUCAGCCAGGCCACCCUUGUCCUCGACGUUGACGUCGCCCUGUUUUUUGUCGCUUGUCUGUUCAUCUUGCUUGCGCUGCCCAGAGCAGUUGCCCGUUACUCCACCCUGUCUGCCUGGACAGAGGGCUCCUUCUUCCGCUCAGUGAAGAUCCGCAACCCCGUCGCCUUCCGUCCGUACCAACUCGACCCCAAGAUUACCCCCAUGGACUCGCAGGACACACUGAACGAUACCGUUGAAAUAGAUCUCGAGAAGGGUGUAGCAGCCUCGGAUGACUCACACUCCGAUACAAUGGUUGAGUUUCCCUCGCAGAAGGCCAAUAUGCAGGCCCGCACGGGACGACCCCCGAUAUACAUGCCUGCGUGGUCGACGAUGUUCCCUGGGGUCGCUUACAUUUUCUCCAUCCACAUUCGCCCGGGAUAUUCCUUGGGCAUGUGCCUGUUAUUCCUUGCAUAUCUCGCGGGGAUGCUUUAUGCGAGCUUGUACAAAGCCGAUCUGUUCACCACCCCGUCGCGCCUCGGGUAUGUAGCUGUCAGCCAGUUCCCCUUGAUAUACAUCCUGGCCACAAAGAAUAACAUCGUUGGUGGAUUGAUUGGAAUGGGCUAUGAGAAGCUCAAUGUGUUCCACCGCUUUGCUGGCCGGUUCGCCAUCCUCGCUGUGAAUUUGCACGCAUUGGCAUACUUUGCCAAGUGGGCCCAAACCAGCACGAUUGCGUCCCAUAUGGAUCAAUCCAACAUCUGGGGCUGCGUUGCCCUCGGUGGCAUGGAUGUACUCUUCCUGGUCUCGCUUACUCCGCUUCGUCAGGCGUAUUAUCAGCUAUUUUACGUGUUGCACGUCGCCGGAGCCGUCGUGGCACUUGUCGCGGUCGUAUACCACGAGCCUGCGGCAAUUCCGUACGUGAUUCUUGCGUCCGUGGCGUACGGCGUCGACCGCGUCGUGCGUUUAGUGCAGACACGCAUCACGACGGCGCACGUGCGUGCGCUCCCCGAGCUCGGGACGACGCGCCUCGAGAUCCCAACAGUCAACGCAGGCUGGCGCGCGGGCCAGCACGUCCGUAUCAAGGUGCUCAGCAUGGGUAUGGGCCCGCUCGGCUGCUUGGAGGGUCACCCCUUCACCAUCGCGAGCGUCAGCAAGAGCCGCGGCGAGGAAGGCCUUGUGCUGAUGAUCAAGAAAGCGGGUGAUUGGACGACGCGUCUCUUUGAACUCGCCCAGAAGGACACCCCUGAGGAAGGCGGCGCAGGACGUAAGGUGAAGGUGCUCAUCCAAGGACCGUACGGUGGACCUGGGCAUGCCGUCCUCACCAGCUUCUCUGGUGCAAUGCUCAUUGCCGGUGGUAGCGGCAUCACCUAUCCGCUCUCGACCCUGCAGGAAAUGAUCCAGAAGGGGGCCGAGGGUGCGAGCCGCGUGCGUGUCGUAGAGCUCGUCUGGAGCAUCACCGAUCCCGCUGCACUCGGACCAAUGAUGCCGCAAUUCCGCGCACUCCUGGCUGAGGCUCCCGCAUGCGGCAUCGAUUUGCGCAUUUCGGUGUCAUACACGCGCGCGAUCCGCUCGCAAGACGUACUGAAGCCGUUUGAACGUCUUCCUCCCGGGCUUACUCUCUCACCCGGUCGUCCCCGCCUUGCGAAGCUGCUCGAGGGCGUCGUGGACCGCACCAGCACAGGUAGCAACGGCGCUUCCUCAACUGGUGUCGUCGUCGGUGUUUGUGGACCUUUAGCGCUUGGCGCGGAGGCGAGCAAGGCCGUCAGACAAAUCGAAUCUGCCAAGAAGAGGGAGGUUGGUGGGGUGGAGUUGCACGAGGAGUACGCUAUUCUCUCUCAUUCUCUGCAGUAUGAUACUGACUACGCUCGCGCCUAG